Messenger RNA from Vespula pensylvanica (western yellowjacket), 2816 nucleotides. Its product is annotated as receptor-type guanylate cyclase daf-11. Gene Ontology annotation, biological process: cGMP biosynthetic process; receptor guanylyl cyclase signaling pathway; intracellular signal transduction. The record is from RefSeq and is a predicted model, not a curated record. Bases 756 to 2684 code for a protein of 642 amino acids. NCBI's taxonomy places the organism in Eukaryota, Metazoa, Arthropoda, Insecta, Hymenoptera, Vespidae. Gene Ontology annotation, molecular function: guanylate cyclase activity; peptide receptor activity. The transcript has 18 exons.
AGAGGAAGAGGAAGAAGAAAAAGAAGGGCAAAAGUAAGUUGGAAGGGAGAACAAGCUAUAAUACGAGAGGUAACCUUCAACAAAGUUCGAGUGAUAUGGUAGGGUGUCGUGGAUGCGCACUGGCUUAGUAACUCCCCCGUAUAUGAUGUUGUUAACGCGCAUCCUCUAGAUUUUCCGACCACGACCGUCAGUAUGCGGUCGUGCAUUCCACGCGGGCACACCUGUUUGCUCUUUCUUCCUAUAGUAUUAUUUCAACGCGACUAUGUUCACGCAUUGACUUACGUGUUAGAGAUAUAACACAUACAGAGAGACAUAGAAACUUUUCUUCGUUAGACAAGACGGCAGAAAGAAAGAAAGAGAGAGAAGGAUAGAUUUAGUCGAGAAAGAGGAACGUCCUCGUGACUUCUACCACGUGUCUCCUCUCAUCUUUCUCGUCAUAGACGCAGAGAUAGAUAGAAAGAGAGAGAGAGAAGCCUUCUCGAUGAGAUAAUACGACCGGCUGUGAUACGCCAUUCAGGCCCGAACUCGGGACCGUCGAAUUGUGAGAGAGAUCGAGAAGCGAGGGUGGACACACAUCAGUUGCGAUCAUGCUCACCAUAAAAAACGAAAAGUGACGACACAAGACGUAUCCUGUUAUUUUGACCUUCUCUUGGUAAAUCUAAAAAAAAAAAAAAAAAAAGAAGAAGAAAAGAGAAAAAAGAGAAGAAGAAAAAACGUGACGAUAUAUUAAGAACAAAAUUAGAUCGAGUAUCGCCAUGUCACCCCGUAACGGAUCCUGCGUGGCAGAGGUAAGCUCGGUAAGGAGUCUUUCAUCGGAAGAUGUAUCGGCAAAAGCAAAUCGUAAAAAAUCCUGUUGGGCACGUGCCACGGAUCCUGCGAGUCGUCGUGGCCGAAGGAUUCAAUUGUUGCAAAUGUUGGUACUACCGUUUAUACCAAUCCUAGCUUUGAUCGUACAAACUGCCAAUACCCUCCACGACAUAUUGAUUUAUCGGCAGGAAGUAUCGGACAUCGAAACACAGGUAACCAUAGCUACAGAUUUGGGCAAAGUAGUGACCAGAAUGCAGCUCGAAAGAUCCGAAGUAGCAUUCUUUAUUUACACCAAUGGCAACACUUUAAGGUCCAAUCUGACGCAAAGAUUCGCUAUAACCGAUCAGGCUCUGCAUAAUAUGACAACCUGGCCCUUGGUUUCCGUCCCCAGAGACGAAAGCAAGACACAAACAUACGAUGUUGUUAGCAAGGAAGCUUUUCAAGCACGGCUCGAGGAUUUCAGACAGAAAAUAAGCUCGGAAGAGAGUAGUAUAACGGAGGUAUUGGCUUGGUAUACGAGCGUAAAUGCGGCCAUGCUAGAUCAUUUGACCAAUCAGAUCAAAGAAACGGAUAACAGCGGUGUAUGGAGAUAUUUGAUAGCCUUCAAAAAUCUAUUACGAAGUAUCGAGAGUCUCGGCAUUGCUUCCGUUUAUGGGAUCAAUUAUUUUGGACGUGGAAUACUUCUAGGAGACAACUAUGUUAGUUAUGUACGUCACGAAGCUCUAGGACGAGAUUUGUUGAACGGAUCCCUCACAUAUGUGCCUUCUUUAAAACACUUUUAUAUCGAGCUUACUCGAACUAUGACCGAUUAUGGCAGGAUCAAGUCUAGGCGAGAUGAAAUUCUUCGGAAUCUAAAACGAGAGCCUAGCGUGGAUGACGCCAUCGCUUAUUUCGACUCAAUGGCGACCUAUGUCGAUGAACUUCGUAAACUUCAACGCGAAUUACGUCACAUGAUACGAAAUUAUGUUAAUUCAACUCUGCAAGAUGCCAGCAAUAAGGAGGUUGCUGGUAUAGCCAUUGUUGUUUUGGUCCUAGUUGUUUCACCUAUUAUUAUAAUAUUAGUACGCAAUGCAGUGGCUACUAUUCAAAUGUAUGCUGCCAAUUUAGCGCAAAAAGCUCGUGAAUUGAAGAGAGAGAAAAGAAAGAGUGACACUUUGCUCUUUCAAAUGUUACCACCUAGCGUAGCUCAACAACUAAAACAGACUCAACAGGUGCCAGCUGAAUAUUACGAAGCAGUGACCGUUUACUUCAGCGAUAUCGUUGGAUUUACUGAAAUUGCCGCUGAGAAUACACCGCUCGAGGUUGUCACGUUUCUCAAUUCGAUUUAUAAAUUGUUCGAUGCCCGUAUCGAAUGUUACGACGUUUACAAGGUCGAAACUAUCGGUGAUUCUUAUAUGGUUGCUUCCGGUUUACCAGUUAGAAAUGGUGAUAAACAUGUAUCCGAGAUUGCAACGAUGGCUUUAGACCUAUUGGCUGCUUCCUCGGUCUUUCAAGUACCAAAACGUCCCGGUGAACGACUUCAAAUACGAAGUGGUGCACAUACAGGACCAGUUGUGGCAGGUAUCGUAGGCAGUAAAAUGCCACGGUAUUGUCUAUUUGGCGAUACGGUUAACACGGCGAGUCGUAUGGAAUCAACAGGCGAAGCUUUACGGAUUCACAUUAGUUUAGAAAUGAAAAAGGCCUUGGACGCUGUUGGAGGAUUCAAAAUCGAGCAUCGCGGUUUGGUAGAUGUUAAAGGGAAAGGCCUAAUGGAUACAUAUUGGUUGGAGUGUAAGGAUGGUGGAAUCGCAAGAGCAGCCGAGUUGGACUUGCCUUCAUUCUUUGAAGAUGUACGACCAGUCUUCAUGCGCCGUUUACGAGAGGAAGGUACCCUCUGAUGCGAGCCCUACUCCCGGCGAGACCUGUGGUAUAUAAAUCGUCCCGUACGACCUUGUAUACGCCUAUCUCAGCCAAAUCUUAUCGACCAUUUGAAGAAACCUAGCCAAGGUCGUAAAAAUCGACUUUCUCAC